AACACACACUCACACUAACUUAGGAAAGAGAAAGUCUUGAGCUCAAGAGGGAAGUUCAUUUCUUUGUUUAAUUUAAUUAAAAAUUUUUGUUUUGUUUUUUUUUUUUUUUUUUUUUUACAGUUGCCCAAAAGCUAAAAAAAUUUCCCAAAAGAAAUUUGAGUUUUUUGAUUGAUUUUGUUCUUGGGUUUUUUAGUUUUUAGGUGUUGGCUUUUUUGGGCAUGCUUUUUGGUUUUCUGCACGUUAAUGAGAUGAGAUCAAAGGGUUUUGAUUUGAGGAGCUCUCUGGGUGGUAAUGGUGGGAUUUGGGAGCUAGGGUUUUAAAGCGUGUGGUGAUGGUGGGUUGGAGUCUGCUGUAUUGCUUGGAUCUGAGGGUGUUUAGAUUGAGAUUGAGAUUGAGAUUGAGAUUGAGAAGCUUGGCAGUGUGAAAUUUCAGGGUGAGUGUCAGAAUGGGGAGGGAGAGCAUGGGUGGAGCUUUGUUUUUCAUGGGCUUGAUCUUGCUGGUGCAUCCAUUAUGGCUUGUCUCUGCUAACGUGGAAGGUGACGCAUUGCAUAGCCUGAGGACCAACUUAAAUGAUCCUAACAAUGUCCUGCAGAGCUGGGAUCCUACCCUUGUCAACCCAUGCACAUGGUUUCAUGUUACAUGUAACAAUGAUAAUAGUGUAAUUCGAGUGUAGGUUUUCUUUCCCUUAAUUGUCUUCAGAGUGUCUGGUUACAACUCAACAUUUUAAGCUUGUUUCUUUACUGAAUUUGCAUUAUAUUUCCUGUGUGAUGGCUAUUUUUGUGUUAUUUUUCAGUGAUCUUGGAAAUGCAGCUUUAUCUGGGCAACUAGUUCCACAGCUGGGACUCCUUAAGAAUUUGCAGUACUUGUGAGUCCAGCCUUGCCGUGAAAUAUUAGCAUUUUCAUUUCUUUGUUCCUGCAGUUUAUAACAUUCCAAAUGUAGAAAGGUAGUCAGUGGUUUGGAAGGAAUGUUGUCUUCUUCUUCUUCUUCUUCUUCUUCUUCUUUCCUUUUCUUUUCUUUUCUUUUUUCUUGCCAAAGGUGAACAUAAAGGAGCUAGAGGGUUGUCAAAUUCUGUUCGCUAAAAUGUGAUUGUGUAGUUGUCAAAACAAGAAAGUGAGCCAAACUACAGGACUCAUUUGGUUGAUAUAGAGGAUCAUGCUCAUAUGUUCCAUGGAGCAAGGUCACAUAUAGGUUGUC
Rubroshorea leprosula is the source of this 1195-nucleotide messenger RNA. The record is from the annotation of a GenBank genome assembly. NCBI's taxonomy places the organism in Eukaryota, Viridiplantae, Streptophyta, Magnoliopsida, Malvales, Dipterocarpaceae.